Molecule: messenger RNA, 1548 nt
Organism: Abrus precatorius (Indian licorice)
Lineage: Eukaryota; Viridiplantae; Streptophyta; Magnoliopsida; Fabales; Fabaceae
Product: O-glucosyltransferase rumi homolog
Exons: 6
Coding region: 1-1548 (515 amino acids)
Source: RefSeq, a predicted model, not a curated record
AUGAACAAGGACAACGAGGCAUAUCUGAAACUCUUCUGGGGUCGUUCUAAUCUUCAGAAAACGUGUUUCUUGUCGAAGAAGACCAAAACCACAGCAAUUGCCACCACAUUGUUUGGGUUGUUUUGCUUCGUAGUCACUUUCUGUGCUUUUGCAGUAUGGAAUACGUCUACAUUUGCAGGUUUUUCCAUUCCAAACCAAAACCUCUCAAUGAUCCACAUAGCCAAACCCCAAGAACAAGAAAUUCCUCUUAGGUGCAUCAAAGGGGAAAAUGUGACACAAACAUGCCCAAAAGACUACUACCCCACAUCACAUAAGCCCACUAGUAAUCAUAGCCGUACAUGUCCCUCGUACUUCAAAUGGAUCCAUGAAGAUCUAAGGGCAUGGAGAGAGAAAGGGAUCACAAGAGAAAUGUUGGAAGGUGCAAGAAGAACAGCACACUUUAGGAUUGUGACUUUAGAGGGGAAGGUGUAUGUGGAGAAGUAUAGGCAAUCAAUUCAAACAAGAGAUGUGUUUACUUUGUGGGGUAUAUUGCAACUCAUGAGAUUGUACCCUGGCAAAUUGCCUGAUUUGGAGCUUUUGUUUGAUUGCGAUGAUAGGCCUGUUCUUCCAAUGGAAAGGUUUAAAGGCCCAAAUGCUGCACCACCACCUUUGUUUAGAUAUUGUUCAAAUCAGUGGAGUUUGGAUAUUGUGUUCCCUGAUUGGUCCUUUUGGGGAUGGGAAGAGACAAAUAUAAAGCCAUGGAAAAAAAUUGUGGAAGAUAUUAAGAAAGGGAACAAGAAAACCAAGUGGAAGGACAGAGUACCAUACGCCUAUUGGAAGGGGAACCCUUAUGUUGCUGCAACUAGAAAAAACCUUAUGAAAUGCAAUGUCACACCAAAAUAUGACUCCAACACUCGCCUAUACAUACAGGACUGGAUAAAAGAAUCCGAUGAAGGAUACAAGAAAUCCAACUUAGGGGACCAAUGCACCCAUAGGUAUAAGAUAUACAUAGAAGGAUGGGCUUGGUCUGUUAGUGAGAAGUACAUUUUGGCAUGCGAUGCUAUGACUCUGUAUGUUAAGCCUAAUUUCUAUGAUUUUUUCGUCCGAGGCAUGGUGCCAUUACAGCACUAUUGGCCCAUUAGAGACAAUAGCAAGUGCACCUCUCUUAAGUUUGCUGUGGAAUGGGGCAAUAACCACACUGAUAAGGCACAAGCAAUUGGGGAGGCUGCUAGCAAAUUUAUUCAAGAGGACUUGGACAUGGAUUAUGUGUAUGAUUACAUGUUUCAUCUUCUAAAUGAAUAUGCAAAGCUCCUAAGGUUCAAACCAACUAUACCUUCAGGAGCUGUGGAGUUAUGUCCAGAAACAAUGGCAUGUGCUUUAAAUGGUACACAAAGGAGGUUCAUGGAGGAGUCAAUGGUGAUGUUUCCUAGUGAUUCAAAUCCAUGCACUAUUCCACCUCCAUAUGAUCCUAUAACCCUACAACGCUUUCUAGAUAAUAAAGUUAAUUCAACAAGACAGGUAGAAACUUGGGAAGAUGAAUAUUGGGAGAAUAAAAGGAAGGGACAAUAG